UCUGACAAGCAUGGACCUCUGCCCACAAGAACAACACCGGAGGUGUUUCUUCUCGAACCUGGCCCUCACCAGCCUCGCUCAGAAUCAUCGCUUAGUUGUAGCGUCCUACCAUCUGGAGACAUUUACGUCAGCCUCCUGCGUCAUGACAGCGAUCCACUGGCUAAAUUACUGGCUUCCGGCAGAGCCACCAUAGAGGAGAACAGUGCAGACAGUCUUGCUAUAGUUCCAAGCAUGUCCGCACAGUCUUGCAAGGUACCUUCAGGUUUGCCAGCUGAAGGUCAUCAUGCAGCCGCAGGUACAGAAUCAUGCAUUGCUGACAACUUGGAUGUUAAACCAUGCGCUGAGAACAAUGGCAAAGACAAAGAACAGUCAUGCGGCAUCGUACCACCUAGAGACAUUUACCUCUACCUCCAAGGCGAUGGCAACAACCCACUGGCUAAAUUACCAGCUUCUGGUGGGGCCAUAACAGAAGACUGCAACAUAGACAGUCUCGCCACGGUGUCUCGUGCGUCUGCACUUUCUUGUGAGGCAACUUCAAUUUUGGCGAUUGGAGGAGUUCAUUCUGCAGCCACAGACACAUCAUCGCACAUUGCUGACAACUCCGGUGUCGAAUUGUGCCCUGAUAAGUGUGAGAAAUUCAGUGAGCAUUCGUACAGUGGUUGGCGGGGCACUUUGCUUCAGAGGCAGGAGAAGUACGCUUGCCACCUGUGCCCAUACACAACCAGGUAUCCAAGCGUCAUAGAGCGUCACCGGCUGCUGCACACAGGCGAGAAACCACACAAGUGUCAGGUCUGCAGCCGCGGUUUCCGUCUGCGCACUACAAUGUUGCAGCACCUACGCAUACACACGGACGAGCGCCCGUACCAAUGCAAGACAUGCUUGCGCUCCUUUCGCCAUGGUUCGUCCUUGCAAAAACACGAACGCGUGCAUACGGGAGAGCGACCCUAUCAGUGUGAAACAUGCGACCAGGCGUUCAGCGCCCUCACUGUACUAAAGCGCCACAGACGCACCCAUACAGGCGAGAAGCCCUUUGUGUGCCCAAUCUGUGACAUGCGAUUUGGAGAUGCAGGUGCCAAGAAGCGCCACAUGCGUCGCAAGCAUGCGGUUGACAAGUGACCCUUCAACUUGGCAUGCUUGACUACCGUCUUUUAAGGGAAGAGGCACUGUCUUGUGUUUCUUUUUACUUGGAAAUCCUUUGAUCUUUUUGCACCUUACGAGGUGCCAUUUUCCAAAGGCCAACUCACCUGACAAGGUGCUAUGGUGCCGGACCACUCAUGGAGAUCAUUUGCUCAAUGAGCACACAGUCCAUGGUUUUGUGGUCUCCACCUAUUGUCUGUGCCUGUGUAAUGAAAGUGUGAUGUGGGUGACGGAGUGCUGCAAGGGGAACUUGUCACUGUCCUGUGUUUUUCCAAUAGAGUUCUGUGCCACUAGACAUAGUAAUGAGCUGCAAUUCCAGCUUUCUAUGCAUUGAUACAAGCUUUGUACCUUGCAUGUGUGUGACAGCGUCGACUAUUUAUUCACAAAAUUUCCCAUUUCAUGUUAAUUCUAGUAUACUUCCAUGUCCAUCGUGCCUGUAGCACAUCCAUUCGAAGGUCAUUCUGCACUUAUAUCAUUAAGUUAUGUGUUUCAAGUUGGGACAUGAACAUUGUAGCUUGUGCUGCAUUGCUCGCCCUUCACACUAAUGCCAAGUGUAAUUUAAGCAGCAUAUCAGUGUUUCUUUUGCUGCCGUUGUCUUUCUUUAGCAAUAAACAUGUAUUACAGUCAA
Messenger RNA from Dermacentor andersoni, 1765 nucleotides. The record is from RefSeq and is a predicted model, not a curated record. NCBI's taxonomy places the organism in Eukaryota, Metazoa, Arthropoda, Arachnida, Ixodida, Ixodidae.